AUGUGGAAGGCAUAUUGGAACAUGCUCUCUGUGCGCCCGGUUCGCAGAUUUGGCACCGCAACCCACCUCGCCGCCGCUGCUGCCAGUGCUGCCACUGAGAGUACUACGAGCAAUAAAAGUUUAGUUUCAAGUAACAUUCGAAAACCUAUCCAAUUAGAUGAACCUGCCCUUAUUAAGCUUAAGGCUGAGAGAGACCCAGAAAAGCUGUUCCGUUUAUUCCAGUCUAAUGCCCAUAAUAAGAUUGUGAUUGAGAACCGAUUUGCUUUUGAAGACACGGUGUCUAGGUUAGCUGGGGCACGCCGGUUUGAUUACAUUGAGGAAUUACUUGAGCAUCAGAAGACUCUGCCGCAGGGUCGGCGUGAAGGGUUCAUUGUUCGGAUUAUAAUGUUGUACGGAAAGGCUGGAAUGAGUAAGCAUGCUGUGAAAACAUUCUAUGAUAUGCAUUUGUGUGGUUGUCGUCGAACUGUUAAGUCGUUUAAUGCUGCACUCAAGGUUUUGACGGAAACCCGUGAUUUGGAGGCAAUUGAAUCAUUUCUUAGAGAGGUUCCUUUUAAGUUUGGCAUUGAAUUAGAUAUAUUUUCUGUUAAUAUUGUUAUCAAAUCAUUCUGCGAAAUGGGUAUACCAGAUAAAGCUUACUUGAUUAUGGUAGAGAUGGAAAAAGCGGGAAUAAGACCUGAUGUGGUUACGUAUACGACACUUUUAUCAGCUUUUUAUAAGAUUAAUUGCUGGGAGGUUGGCAAUGGCUUGUGGAAUCUUAUGGUGCUUAAGCAUUGUUUACCCAACCUUGCAACCUUCAAUGUUAGGAUUCAAUUCUUGGUGACUAAUGGACGAGCUUGGGAAGCUAAUAAAUUGAUGGGAAUGAUGCAGCACCUUAGGAUAAAUCCUGAUGAGAUUACAUUUAAUUUGGUGAUCAAAGGCUUUUGCCGUGCUGGUUAUCUUGAAAUGGCCAAAAGGGUUUAUUCUGGUUUACAUGACCAAGGUUACAAGCCCAAUAUCAAAAUUUAUCAGACCAUGAUUCAUUAUCUUUGUAGAGGAGGUGAGUUUGGUGCAGCGUAUACUAUGUGUAAAGACAGCAUGAAGAAGAAUUGGUUUCCCAAUGUGGAUACCAUCUAUAAGCUACUUGAAGGCCUGCGGAAGGAGGGGAAGGUUGAUAAGGCAAUGUUUAUUAUAACUUUGGCUCAGAAAAGGGUACCUCCUUUUCCUGCAGAGCAACUACUGGCCAUGAAUUCUAAAUUGUCAAGGAGUUGA
Molecule: messenger RNA, 1248 nt
Organism: Ilex paraguariensis (yerba mate)
Lineage: Eukaryota; Viridiplantae; Streptophyta; Magnoliopsida; Aquifoliales; Aquifoliaceae
Source: the annotation of a GenBank genome assembly